AUGGUUAGAUCUUCGGAUGAAUUCCUGGUUUCAAAACAUAGCAUGUCAGACGAUGAUCACCAUUCAGUAAUUGCUAACCUGGCAGAAGUCAGACCUUAUGAGAUACAGCCUUUACACUCGGAAUCAAAUUUACAAUCCGAAGCUGUUUCUAUUGCAUCGAGUAAUAAUAGGUUAAGUCGAACAAAAACGAGCCAAUCACAAUUAUCGAGAGUGCUAACUGGUAUCAAAGAUGAUCAGUUACAAGAUGAGGAAAACAAGAGUCAGUAUAGAGAAAGGGGUGAGGCAGAGUUUAUCUUUGUAGAUGAGCUAGAAAAAGCAACGACACACAAGAGCAGAUUUGGCGAGGAACUGAAAGAAAAUCUAGAUACAACAGGAGAAUAUGGUGCACGUUUUAGCAGCACUGAAGAAGAGAAAACGAGAGGACGAAAAAAGAGAAAUGAUGGACAAAUUGGACAAGCUGGAGAAGAAGAGGUAGAAGAUGACGAAGAAAAAGAUGAAGGAGAAAUAGUAACUGAAAAAUCAGACUAUAGAGUAGAUGGUGGGUUUGCAUGGUUAAUGGCCGUAUGCGCUAUGCUUGCGCUGUUUUCUACAUGGGGUGCCAAUGCUGCGUUUGGUGUGUUUUUAAACUUUUAUUUGAAUAAUGGCACUUUCCCAGAAGCUACCGAGUACGACUAUGCGUUGAUCGGUGGUAUCGUUGUGUGUUUGGCCAAUAUAUUGUCACCAUUUAGCGCAUUACUAUACAAGGUAUUUGGUUUCAAAGUAGUUUGCUUUAUUGGCAUUGUUUUCCAAACGGCUGGUUGGAUUUUGGCAUCGUUUUCCAAAAGAAUUUGGCAUUUGUAUUUGACACAAGGUGUGCUUGUUGGUAUCUCGUUCAGCUUAAUCUUUAUACCCGCUACCCUUGUUUUACCUACUUGGUUCCGUACGAGAAAAGCCGCAUCAAUGGGAACAUGUGUUGCUGGAGCUGGUUUGGGUGGUCUUGUUUUUUCACUUAGUUUGAACAAGGUGAUUCAAGAAACAGGUGACCAAAAAUGGGCAUUGCGAAUGGUUGGUUUGGUUGCUUUGACCACUGCAUCAUUCUCAGCAUUACUUAUGAGACCAAGAGCGUACAAUCCUCCUUCCUUAAAAGAAAGAUUGAGCGCUGCAUCGAUCAAGAAUCACAUAAGGGUGAUUUUUGAUAUUAAAGUGUUUAAGAAUUUGGGCAUCUGUUUUGUUUCAUUGUGGUUUGCAAUUGCAUUACUUGGUUAUACCUUGAUGUUGUUCUCAUUAUCAUCAUACGCCACUUCAGUUGGCUUGAAUCACUCUCAAGCUUCAACACUUACUGCGAUAAUGAAUGCUGCACAAGUCGUGGGUCGUCCAUCGAUGGGAUUAAUAGCCGAUAGAGUUGGAAGAGCAAACUUUACGGGUUCUUGUUCCUUGGUCAUUUGUAUCUUGUUGUAUGCUUUCUGGAUAAAUGCAACAAGUUAUGGCGCAUUAAUUGCCUUUUCCGUGAUCAUUGGCUUGAUGAUUGGUGUUGGUUCUUCUUUGGCACAACCACUUGCUGCUGAUUCUCUUGAAGGAGAAUUGGAGAAAUUGCCCGCUGGAUGGUCAGGUAUCAACAUCUUUGUUUCCUUUUUUUGUUUAGUUGCUGAAGUCAUUGCAUUGGCAUUGGUGCAAAAGACAGCAUCUAAACCAUACUUGCAUACUCAAAUAUUUGCUGGUACUUGUUUCUUUGCAUGUUUCUUGGUAAUUUUACCAUUGAGAGAGUACUUGGUUCGUAAGGUGCUUACAGAUAGAUACGAACUGGCCAAGAAUCGUUUGAAGGUGGUGGAAAAUGGUGGCGGGUUUGUAGAUAAGAAUAGAUAUCUCAAAGCACAAGAAAAAGGUGAUGAUAUCGAAGAAAACGAAGAAGAGAUUCUACUCGAAAGAAUAGAGAGGUACGAGCAACUUUUAUCCACUUCAAGCAGAGCAUACUUUAUACGUUUAGCAUACCCAAUCAAAGUAUAA
Molecule: messenger RNA, 1983 nt
Organism: Lodderomyces elongisporus
Lineage: Eukaryota; Fungi; Ascomycota; Pichiomycetes; Serinales; Debaryomycetaceae
Exons: 1
Coding region: 1-1983 (660 amino acids)
Biological process (GO): transmembrane transport
Cellular component (GO): membrane
Molecular function (GO): transmembrane transporter activity
Source: RefSeq, a predicted model, not a curated record